Messenger RNA from Diatraea saccharalis (sugarcane borer), 1326 nucleotides. The record is from the annotation of a GenBank genome assembly. Lineage: Eukaryota; Metazoa; Arthropoda; Insecta; Lepidoptera; Crambidae.
AUGUCUAACGCGUCUUAUAAAGAAUCUUUCAGAAUAUGGUUGGAUGGCAUAAAAAGUUUGCCUGCAACCACUUCUAUCCAUGGUUUUAGAUUUAUUGCAGACACCAAACGGCAUUGGAGCGAAAGAUUUUUUUGGUUGGUAUUUGUGGGUCUAUCCUGGUAUGGUUCAUUUCUUCUUAUCGUAGCUCAGUACGACGCUUUCCAGAAUCAUCCAAUAUCUUUUGUAGUCGAAACUACAUAUAAGGAUUGGAAUACUCACUUCCCGUCAGUAGCUGUUUGUGAAAACGAUAAUAGCCAACGUAUAGAAGAUGUAUCAGAUACAUUAUGGGGACCCGAACAUGACUUUAACAUGGAAGAAGUUUUGAAAGAGAUUGCGUUUUUCAAAGGGAUCACUUAUUACACUUCCGAAUUCUGUGGCUUAGAAAACCCUUUGCCUGAAUGUUUUUCGAAUAAUCUCAGCUAUUACGCCAACCUGGUCCGGAGUAGUUGUGAAGAUACUCUGAGGAACUGUUCUUGGAAUGACGCUCCCUUCCGUUGCUGCGAUUACUUCAGACCGAUGGAGACUGAAAUCGGCGUAUGUCUUGCCAUCAACACCAUCCAAGGAAUACGUCUAAUAACAAUACGCAAUAUCGAGAAUGAUGCCGGUGCUAGAAUGAUAAAACCAGAGAAGCGCAAGUGUCGUUACACUGAUGAGAACUUUCUGGAAGUAUAUCGGCACUACUCGUACACGGCGUGCACAGUACAAUGUAGGAAGAAAGCACAGCUACGUUUGUGCAACUGUACUAACUUCUUUAUGCCUAAUGUUCCGGAACAUAUGAAAUGCAACAUCAGUGGCAUCAUGUGCUUGGACAACCACGUCAAUCUACUCUCUGUUCUAAAAGCUGAAUGGUCAUUGCGUUCCGGUUUAUACUGUAAUUGUUUACCAUCGUGCACAGAAGCAGAAAUAACCACGGUGAAAGACUUCAAGACAAGCAUAUCUGAGAAUUUUGCCACUGUUGAGGUAGGUCUUGCAAUGUUGCCAAGCGAGAGGUACAAGAGGAACGUUGUGCGUGGAGUGCUAGAUUUAGUGGUAUCAACUGGAGGAACAGGCGGUUUAUUCCUAGGUGCUAGCAUUCUCAGCUUUGUGGAACUUUUGUACAUUUUGUUAAUAAGACCCUUCUGCAGUAUGUACAAACGAAGAAAGGAUGACCAUUGGUUUAAAAAAUAUGGCACGAGGAAACUCGAAGACAAUAAAUUUUUGCCCAACGCUGAUUGGAGCUAUAAGAGGUUUAAGUGUGACAAAAAGAAAAGAAACAUUGAUAAAAAAAAUAAAAAUAUAAAAACAUAG